This is a messenger RNA of Neltuma alba, 1248 nucleotides long. RefSeq names its product F-box/FBD/LRR-repeat protein At4g26340-like. NCBI's taxonomy places the organism in Eukaryota, Viridiplantae, Streptophyta, Magnoliopsida, Fabales, Fabaceae. The transcript is spliced from 3 exons. The coding region runs from base 1 to 1248 and encodes 415 amino acids. The record is from RefSeq and is a predicted model, not a curated record. Gene Ontology annotation, molecular function: protein binding.
AUGAAGCGCAUAGCAUCAAAAAAAAGAAACAAAAGGAGGCGUAGGAUCAGUGAUUUGCCGGAGCCAUUACUUGUUCAUAUUCUUUCUUUUCUUCCCAUCAAAGAAGCCGUUGCCACAAGCCUCUUGUCCAAGAGGUGGAGAACACUUUGGCGCUCCCUUCCCAAGCUUGAAUUUGAUGACAGAAACUUUGGUAGUCUUGAAUUCUUCGUUCAGUUUGUAGAUGCAGCCCUCCACUUAGCCCAUUUCAAUUCUGUUCAAAUGUUUAUUCUCAAGUGUAGGCAUUUCCGUCUGCCCCCUGUUAAGGCUAACAUUUGGGUCAACACAAUGAUUAGUCACAAUUUAACGCAUCUAGAGCUAAAUGCGUUACGGCCUGUUAAGUUGCCCUCUAGCAUUUUCAUCUGCAAUACCUUGCGUGUUUUGAAGUUGACUGGGGUGGGCGCGACUAAUCUUUCUAGGGUUAAUUUGCCUUUACUUGAGGUCUUGCAUUUGAGGAUGACUAAAUUUUCAAAUUUUGAAGCUGUGAGAAGGCUUCUUUCUAGUUGUGUUCGCCUUGAAGAAUUGGUGGUAACUGAUCUGGUUAUACAUUCAAGGCACAACAAUGCUAGUAAUGAGCAUUCAAGGCACGACAUUGCAAGGUUUGAACAUUUGUUGUCGGUAGAUGUUGAUGUUCCAAACAAAAUAUUCCCAAUAAAAGCUUUUUCCAAUGUUCAAUUUCUCACCUUACGUAAGGCUGUUGAUACCUUUGGGUAUCUUUUCGAUGAUUGUCCAACAUUUCCCAGUGUAAUCCGUCUACAAAUCGAGAAAUCUGGAUGUAUCGACUGCAGUGUACUGAGCAUGCUCCGAGGCUUUCCCAAGCUUCAAGGUCUUAUAAUUCAUGAGGUUGAUAAUGACUGGGAUGAUGACGACGACUCGGAUUUGAUGGAGUUGUCGACGCCUGAUGUUCAUGUUCCUCCAUGUGUUUCAUCUCAGUUGAAGGAGUUCGCUCUUUUUGGCUUCGAAGGCUCCAAAAUUGAAUUUGAAAUUGUGAGAUACGUAAUGGAGAAGGCGACAGUUUUGAGGACUGUUAUUGUUGGGAGCGAUGGCACAUGUGAAAGUAAAGAGGAAGACUUUCAAAUGCUCAAGGAAUUAUCGUCCUAUCCCAGAUGCUCUGCAAGCUGCAGACUUAUUUAUGAUGCUUUUGGGGAAAAUAUUGAGGAGGUGAUGAGAAAAUUUAGCACAAUUGGGAAGUUAACAGCUGCUUCAUUUUGA